AUGGCUUAUGGCCGCUCCGCACUGCACGGGGCGGCACGCCCCGCCCCGCCCCCCCUGGCUACGGCCCCCACCCGGUAUAUAAGUGGGGCAAGGGUGCCAGUGGUCAGUACAGUCUUUGAUCAGUGCUUCUCGCCCACCAUCAUGUACAAGAUCACACCACACCAAUAUAAUUUGUUUCAGCUCAUCGUCCUCGCCGCCGCCUUGGCUGUUGCCAACGCUGGUCUCCUAGCCGCCCCCGCCUACGCCCCCGCAGCGUACCAUGCUGCUCCCGCUUACGCUCCCUUAGCAUCAACCGCCGUCGGCUCUACUGCCCAGAGCACCGUCCGUUCCCUGGACGGCAACUCUGUGGUCUCCCAGUACUCCAAGGCCGUGGACACCGCCUUCUCCAGCGUCCGCAAGUACGAUACUCGCGUCAGCAACGACGGCGUCGCCAUCGCUCCUGCUUACCACGCUCCUGCUGCUUACGCACCUGCUGCCUACGCUGCCCCCGCCUACGCCGCCCCUGCUUACGCUCCUCGCGCUUACGCCGCUCCCGUCGCCGCUGUCGCCGCCCCCGCCUACGCCCCCCGAGCCUACGCUGCCCCCGUCGCCGCUCACGGAGGUCUCCUCGGAGUAGCUUACUCUGCCGCCCCCGCCGUCACUCACCUUUCCUUCGACGGAUACGGCGUCCACUACGGAUACUAAAAACACUAUUCCUUUCUAUUCAUAAUUUUACCCAAGUCCACCUUACCAAAUUUAU
Homalodisca vitripennis (glassy-winged sharpshooter) is the source of this 739-nucleotide messenger RNA. RefSeq names its product cuticle protein 76-like. Lineage: Eukaryota; Metazoa; Arthropoda; Insecta; Hemiptera; Cicadellidae. The record is from RefSeq and is a predicted model, not a curated record. The transcript has 4 exons. The coding region runs from base 1 to 684 and encodes 227 amino acids.